Molecule: messenger RNA, 482 nt
Organism: Eurypyga helias (sunbittern)
Lineage: Eukaryota; Metazoa; Chordata; Aves; Eurypygiformes; Eurypygidae
Product: apovitellenin-1
Exons: 3
Coding region: 1-321 (106 amino acids)
Biological process (GO): lipid metabolic process
Cellular component (GO): chylomicron
Molecular function (GO): enzyme inhibitor activity
Source: RefSeq, a predicted model, not a curated record
AUGCUGCAAUCCAGGGCGUUGGUGAUAGCUCUGAUUCUGCUCCUUAGCACCACUCUCCCCGAAGUGCACUCAAAGUCCAUCUUUGAGAAAGAUCGUCGUGACUGGUUGGUCAUCCCUGACGCAAUUGCAGCUUACAUCUAUGAAACGGUGAACAAGAUGUCCCCUAGGGUCGGUCAGUUCCUGGUGGAUGCUGCCCAGACUCCAGCAGUUGUUGUGACCAGGAACUUCCUCAUCAGAGAAACAACUAAACUCAGUAUACUGGCUGAACAGCUGAUGGAAAAAAUAAAGAACCUGUGGUACACAAGAAUCCUAGGCUACUAGCCAGAAGAAGAAAAGUCCGUGUUUCCUGGAGUGAGUUGGUAGCACCCUGCAGUGUUCUCUUUCCCCCUGCCCCUACUAUGGACCGAGAUCAGUCAAUAAGACAGAAUCGAUGCUCCUCUUCAUGCCACUAGAAGGAACCCAGCUUCAAAGACCAAAGGAUG